This is a messenger RNA of Terrapene triunguis (Three-toed box turtle), 800 nucleotides long. Its product is annotated as basement membrane-specific heparan sulfate proteoglycan core protein-like. The annotation marks the transcript as partial. The transcript has 7 exons. NCBI's taxonomy places the organism in Eukaryota, Metazoa, Chordata, Testudines, Emydidae. The record is from RefSeq and is a predicted model, not a curated record.
AUGUGCGCCAGGCUAUGUGGGGAACCCCAGCGUGCGGGGGCAGAAGUGUGUACCUGUGGACCGAGCCCCUUUCGUGGUACGAGUCCACCCGCCAAAGACCACGGUCUCACAGGGUGGUGAAGUGACGCUGCGCUGCCAGGCCAGCGGCAGCCCGCCCUACUACUACUCCUGGUCGCGGGAGGAUGGGCGCCCCGUGCCCAGCACUGCCCAGAGCAGACGGCAAGGUGAAGAGCUCCACUUCCCCAGCAUCCAGCCCUCCGAGGCUGGUGUGUACGUCUGUACCUGCCGCAGCCUGCAGCACAGCAAUGCCAGCCGGGCGGAGGUCGUUGUCACGGAGGCCCCCAGCAAACCCAUCACGGUCACCGUGGAGGAGAAGAGGGUCCAGAGUGUGAAGCCUGGAGCUGACGUCACCUUCAUCUGUACGGCCAAGAGCAAGUCUCCGGCCUACACACUGGUCUGGACACGCCAGAACCACGGCAAGCUGCCACGCCGCGCCAUGGACUUCAACGGCAUCCUCACCAUCCGCAACGUGCAGCCCGAGGACGCCGGCAUCUAUGUCUGCACCGGCUCCAACAUGCUGGACAUGGCUGAGGGCACGGCCACACUGCACGUGCAAGCCCCUCCUAAGACUCAGAUGUUUUAUGGACCCAUCGAAGUCAUGGAAGGCCACAGACCCUCUGCCACCGCCGUCCUGCCCACGGCCACCAUCGAGCCAGCACAGCUGACGGUCCAGCCAGGCCAGCCGGCUGAGUUCCACUGCAUUGCCACCGGGAGCCCCCCGCCCACUGUGGAGUGGAUCG